UAGUUUAAUUGGCCAAAACACCUUGCCGGAGACAACGGAGAUUGCGGGUUCGGGUCCCGUCUGGACGAGGAAAAAAAAAAUUUUAUAAUUCUAGUCACACCUUCUAUUCCCGUUCAUCUUCGCAUUCCCGCGAAACUACAUACAUUGCCCGCUUUACUAAACUUAAAAUGUAAGUCAAUAUGACAAAAAAUGAAAUUAGUUCGUAAAGUAAAAUACAAUCCAGGCUGAUAAAAUCUCGUUGUUAAGGACUAACACUACUCCAUCUUAUUGGUUGCGUAGGAAAAGACCUCCCGUUGCCAUCGAGGUGCCCAUUAAUCUCCAGAUUUGUCCGCGUUGCUGGUUUUCGCGGCAUUUCGCGGAUUUUCGUUAAUUUCGCGGUCGAUGCUGGAUUUUGCGGGAUUCCGCGAAAUCGCGAUUUAUUGCUGUCUCUAGUCACCAGUUUAUAUAGGAUAAUGCCAAUUUUAGCUGCAUUCCAUAAGUUAUUAGCCUACAGUUUUCAGACCUCGUCAGGCUUUUAGUCAGUAUUAUUUUUUAUACCAUAACUACAACACCUACUCUAUGUUAACAAUGCGAAUGUGUUGGUGUACACUGGUAUAAUGUUAUUGUGAAUGUGAAUUCCAUACACUGCAUCGAUUAUUAUAGUUUGCACAAUCUUACCACCGAAGAGCGCCGACAGAAAAACAUUAUUUUCUGAAUUACGAAAGGUUCAAUGCAUAAUAUUUUUUCAAUACAUUGGCAACGACAACUUCAUAUAAGUUAUUGUGAUUUCUUGAUCGGGUUGAUUUGUAUGGGACAUAUUUCACUAACAUUAUUUUUUUACAUUAUUUGAAACAUUAUUAACAGUUCACUAAUAGUUUCUGACCACUCUGCGGCUAAAAUUUUGUUCUAUAAUUCUAAGUUUACAAACUUUGCAGAGUUUCGGCACAUACUCAAAACUGGAAUUGUCAAUGGCAGUACUGCGCGCUACUUACUCAAAUUCAAUAAGAUUUGGAAAAUUAAGUUCAUGGGACCCCUGAAGUUUUUAACAUUUAUUUGAAAAAAAAAAAAAUAGACAUCGCUAUUUUUAGUGAUCUGCAGACUUGGUUUUCUCCCCCGGGCGACCGAAGAACAAGGUGUAUUUUUCACUUGCACUACGCUGUCUUGUUCCUUUGAUCCAGGAUACCACAAACUGGAACAUAGGUUUGUAUUCCUCGGACCCCGAGGGUAUCCAAAUAUAACGAUCUGGCGCCACGGAGUUCAGCACUACCAAAACCGCAUGCCAAUUGUAAUGACGGUUCAAUCCACAAACGCAAUGAUUACUAUAUGUGAGCCCGAUUCGCAGUAUAUGUGCGUCUAGUCCGUAGUGGAAGGACGAAGUCUGUUAGUUUAAAGGCGUACUCUGACGAUAAAAUUGCAAAAACUCAUUAUAGGCAAUUGGUCUAUCAUAAAUAUCAUCGUUUGUUGCGCCACAUAAGCAAAAGCGUCUACCUCCUUAUUGCCCGGAACGGAACAAUGAAAAGGGAUCCAAGCAGCAGCUCACUCAAGAUUUUUCGGAUAAAACAUUCUGAUGUUUCCGUACGGAAAGUGCUUUGCAAUUUUCAUCGACGAAGGGCCUGAAUAGAACUGAGAUUGUCCGUAAAGAUGAAAUGGUCCGUGGGCAUUUUUUGCGGCGUAAAAUCUCUGUAAUACUUAUACUGUUUUCUAGUCGUUAUCGCACAACAAUCAAGUACUCAACUUAUGUGACUGAACCAUGUUUUCCAAUAUAAAAGAGACAAAGCGUAGAUUAUUAGUUUUCCCGUUUGGUUUCAUUCAUCUACACCAAAGAUGACUAGAACAAGAUUCCUGACUUCCAGUUUUUUCAUACAUUUUGCCCACGAAACCGUUACAACGGUUAGUGCUGCCAUCUGAUGACUUAAAUUUGUAUAAAACUAUGAUUAUUAGCAAAACCGAUUUAUUGUGCAUAAUCCGCCUGAUGGAAACGAAAACUAGAUGGUAGCAUCAUAUAGGAUAUUGAAAAUUAGAUGGCCGCACCGUGCAAGGAAUUGACUAUCAGAUGGCCAUACGAGGAUAUCUAAAAUAAAGUGCGUCACCUUUCGCCACCUUGCCGUCAUUAUCAAAUUACCAGUAUACAAAUUAGUUCGACUUUUAUUCACGCGCAGCGACAAUCGUGUCCGAUGGAUAGUGCAAGAGUCAGGAAUCUUGUACUAGUCAUCUUUUUUCUUUGUUCACACAAGACUAGUCAUCUUUGUCUACACGGUACACCCGCCGUGUACUCGAGAAAUAACACGCGCGCAUCACCAAACUAAUGCGUGUUCAUGGCUUGCGAAGAAAAUUCUCUUUGCGCGAAUCGAAUAGUCUGCUCCUCGUGCGAUUCAACGGGUACACCUGGUGCAGAGAAAAGCCAAGUCUGGUGACCUGUGCCUUGUUUCGAUUGAACGCCCAAAAACAGUAAAUAUCAAAAUCGUUUAAAAACUGUCCACGUGGUAUGUGGAUGGACCCUAAUUUAUAAGAUCACAAACAAUAAUCUGCAACGAAAGCUACAAACAGAAUAGGAGAACAUUCUACAGCAUUCUAUGACGGCUAAGGCAGAAUUAUUAACCCAAGCAGUGCUGCAAAGUGAUUAAAACUGUAUGUUGUUUUUCAAUCGACUAUUAAAAUUGGUACAAACAACAAAUGCAUGAGUUAUGGUAAUGAUGACUAGAGCAAGAUACAUGACUUCAUACAUUUUGCCCGCAAAACCUUUUUUACGGUAAGUGCUGCCAUCUGAUGACCGAUCGGCAAAACUGUAAUUAUUAGCAAAAUCGAUUUACCAUGCUCAAUCCGCAAGGUGAAAACGAAAACAAGAUGGCAAUACCGUAGAAGGAUAUUGAAAAUUAGAUGACAGGACCAUACAAUGAUAUUGAAAAAAAUGCUUCACCUUUCACCACCUUGUCGUCAUCACCAAAUUAACAGUAUACAAAUUAGUUUAAUUUUCGUUCACGCGCAGCGAAACUCGUGUCCGCUGCAUGCUGCAAGAGUAAGGUAUUGUGCACUAGUCAUCUUUGACCAUAAACGACUGGUCAUACUAUUACAGGGUGGCCACUCAAUCGUGAAAACGGGAAAUGCGGGAAAAAGUCGGGUAUUAAAUUACAUCGGGAAAAAGUCGGGAAUUUUUUUAUUUGAUCGGGAUUUUGUUACCAAGAUUUUUUUCAAAGUAUUGUGUAUGAUGCAAUUACAAAUGAUGGAGAAGUUGGAAGUGCAGGACUGCAAGUUGGUCCCUUAAAAGUCACAUUUUUCUUUAGCAGUCAAUUUUUUGACCAAAAAGUCACUAAACUUACUUAUUUUGACCCGCUGACUAGCGGACUACUUUUAGCAGUCCUGCUUUUCAAAUGAAAUAAAUGUUGACACCAAAUGUCUUAGAAUAGCAUUAAAUGUCGAAAUCUGGUGUUAUCCAAAAAAAUUGAAUGGACUCUGUGGGACUUCUCAAGAUGGUAAAGCGAAUUGAAACCGGGGUUGAAAAUCGGCCCGGAAUCUGGGAAUGAAAGUUGCUAGUUUGUCGAGAAAACGUUUUUAGUGAGAGAAUUAAUCAUAAAUUCUCAUAUGUACAAAAGAAACUGUUUCAAUUUCUAAGAGCAAUGCAAAAUAAGUUUCACUGUACAGUCUUACUAACAUUAUCAGUUAUUAGUAAUUGUUUGAAUGAACGAAUUGAGGAUAAAAUAAGUGGCACACAGUUCUGGUUCUCCAGUUUCUCAAAAAGAUUUUUAUUUCAGCUAGUCUUUUAGAAGAAAUAUUUGGCGAACUCUAUGCUAUGAAACUAGCUACCAUUUCCGCUUAGAAACUCAAUGCUGGUGAAAAUUUGGGUUUGGGACGAACUUGCUAUGCGGAGCAGUUAAAUGAAAAAAAAAAUUAAAACUUGCCACAGAAAAAAGCAAACAUUAUUUUGAAAUUUUUUGAAAAACUAAUUUUUGUACAUAUUUCAAACUCGUAUUUUUUCUGUAAAUUAUACAAUUUGAUUGUGAAAAAACUAUUUUUGAUGUAAAAACUCUUACAAAAUAAUAUUAUCGUUUUCGAGAUUUUCAAGAAAACAUUUUAUUUAUUUUAUUUGUUUCUUCCUACGACUUUUUACAUGCUUUUCGUUUUGUAACUGGCCUUAGAGUACGAUGCUGGCCUAACUAGUCAGUCGUCGUAGGUUCGUGUCUCGGCUCGAGAGAGACUGUUAGUGUCUGCAGGAUCGUAGCGCUAGCGCUGCAAUCGCCCUGUGCACCGCUGCCAAAUCUGUGGCCAAUAAACAAAAAUACUUUAAAUGUUUUAAAAGCCAAAAUAAUUAGCUUUAUUGGUGUGAUGUUUCCGGCAAAGCUUUAGAUAGUAGUUCUAUUGAAAAAAAAAUAUUGAAUAUCUCAAAAAGCUUUGAAUUCUAAGUUGCCAAAUGAGCCGUUGAGAGCAAAAGUGGUACAUGUGCCAUUUUUACACUUUUUUUUUGCAUAAAUUGAUGCAGAACGCAAAUCAUGUACUAGAAUAUCCAAGAAAAACCGAGAUCUGAUAACCUAAACCAAAGUUACAGCCAAAACAAUUUUUGGUAAUUAACAUAAUCACCAUUGCGUUGAGAGCAAAAGUGGUACAUGUCCAGUUAGGGACGUUGCGAUACCAUCGAUACUAAUACAGAAUCGAUGCUUCUACUUCCGAUACUCGAAUAUUUGGUAUCGAUGUUAUACCAACGAUACUUCACCAAUAUCGAUACACACCUCUCAGUAUCGGAAAGAAUCGAAACAACCCUGUGAAGAAGAACGAACGAAAGAGAAAAGUUGCUGUUUCUGGAAUUUCCAAUCCCGCCAUCUCAUCAGCGAUGCCAAUUCAACAGAAAUCUCAUCCAUCUAUCGGUAUGAUCAUGAAUUUUUUAUGUGGCUUCAAUUUCGACGUCUUCGGAAAGCAAAUCUGGCAUCGCUCUACUCAUCGUCAAUAAAAAAAAUGGCUCCGCGGAUCAGUAAAGUGUGGGUAUUCUUUAACAAAAAUGAAAAAGACAAGAAAGUUCAGUGCAAAAUCUGUAUGAUACAGAUGCAGUUUUCCGGUAACACAACGAAUCUUUCGCGACACCAUCCAAGUGUGAUGAAAACAAGCGUAUCUGAGGAGGAGACAACAAGUAUAAAUUUGCGAUCUACACUCUCAUCAGUUGCCAAUCAUUUUUCUUCCAAGACUUGCAUCGACAUUGGUUGCAAAAGAGGUUUUCGAGGAAAAAAACUCUGAGGCGAAAUCGAAUGAAUCGCAGAGCCAGUCCACGGAUCAGUUCUCUUCAAUCAAAGAGGCUUUCCAGAAAACUGCGGAGUUUUCAGAAGGAGGGAGACGAUAUGCAGAAAUUAUUUCGCAUAUUCUUUACUUCAUAUGUAAAGACAACCGCCCUUUCGCUGUGAUCGAAGGCGAAGGAUUUGUGAAGUUGAUGAGAACCCUAGCCCCAUCGUUCAAAAUUCCAUCCGUGAGUUACAUCAAGGAAAAACUUUGCUUGAAGUACGAGGUUCUGUCUGCGAGCUACAAGCUACGCAUAAAUCGAGCACCACAUAUAUGUUUGUCUAUGGAUAUCUGGACAGAAACAAUGUCGGAGAAAGGAUUCCUAGGAAUAACGGUACAUUUUCUGGAGGGAACAUCUUUCGUGUCAACUGACAUUGUGAUCAAACAAAUGUGUACUAACCACACGGCAGAUAAUAUUAAAAAGGCAGUUAUUGAAGCGUUGAACGAGUGGGAUAUUGAUCACACGAAAGUGGUAAGUGUAGUUACUGAUAACGGGGUAAACAUGGUAGCUGCCAUGCGUAAGACGUUUGAAAAUCGUCGUUUGCCAUGUUUCGCACAUACCCUCAAUCUAGUCACAGAAACUACUACAUCUCUAGAUGUAAUAAAGGUAACCAUUUCAAAAGUACGAGGAAUUGUAUGUUAUGUAAAGAAUAGCGUUAAUGUUUCUGAUCGAUUCAGAAUGAUUCAGUCUAACAACAAUGUUUCGGAAGGAAACACAAAAAAACUCAUUCUUGACGUAAAGACUAGAUGGAAUUCAACUUACUACAUGAUUGAAAGAUUUUUGGAGAUGAGAAAAGUUCUGAUUGAAUUGUUGAUUGAUGACACCGCGAGCCCUUCAAUGCCUUCUUCUGCUGAAGUGGAAAUUUUGAGACAGCUUGUCACACUGCUUAGGCCUUUCGAGUUUUUGACAAAAGAGUUAAGUGGAGACAAAUAUGUAACAUUAUCAAAGAUCAUACCUAUGAUCAACUGUCUUUUUUUACAAAUAAGUUCAUUCAAGUGUGAUGUCUCAGAAAUAUUAUCUGUGAAAGAAUGCUUCUUAAAAGAACUCAAAAAACGUUUUGGUCAGAUUGAACAAAUGUCGCAAGUCGCAAUCGCAACAAUCCUCGACCCCGGGUUCAAAAACAUCCAUUUCCAAGAUCCAACAGCAUGCGCCAAAGCUUUGAGCAAAAUUCGCAGUACCAUCUCAAAAAAUGAGGCAAACGCGGUGGAAUGCAGGAAUUUGGACUCGAACACGCAUGAAUUGUGUGAGCAACAGCAGAAAAAUACGUACAAUUUUUGGAAACACCACAAACUGUUAAUGUUCGAAAAUCCAAAGAAGCAGACAAACGCAGGAGAUGAAUUGGCUUUAUAUUUGACGUUGCCGGUAAGUUCACUGGACUCGAAUCCUCUGGAGCAGUGGGAGGAUAUGAGAACCGUCUUCCCGGAGCUUUAUCAGCAAGCAAGAAUGUAUCUAGUCAAUAUGGCUACAUCAGUGCCAUGCGAGAGGCUCUUUUCUAAAACGGGAUCGAUCAUGACCAAAAAGCGUAAUCGGCUUUCAGCUAAAUAUCUUCAAAAGCUGGUGUUUCUUGGUUCUUUGAAUGAAAAUGAGUGGUUUGAAUAAAUUAAACUUUUUUAUCUUGAGGAAUAAACAAUAAAAAAGAAAUGUGACUUUUUUGAAGUAGAAUACUUCUCUCAGGAAGUUCGGCUACAUAGGGAUGUGAAAUGAAAAUCUAAAACCGAAAAAAGUGAAAAAUAUGUCCAAUUUCAAAUGCUAAUAAAUCGGUUAGUAUUCGAUGAAUUUCCUUCGUUCUUGCAGCAAUAGAUCGGAAAAUCUUCUAAGAUUCUUCCCAAAAUAAGAUAAUUGUAAUUUUAUUACUCACACUAUUGUACUAUUGAAAAUAGUCAAGCCUUGUCAAAACGAAAAAUUCGACCUCUGAUUGGUCGUUAUAUGCUUGCUUUCCAAGCACGGUCGACAGGAUCAUAUACCUUGCAAUUGAAAACAUGCUAUUUGGCCUAUAUAAGAGCCUGCUUCAGCCGGAGCCGCUCAUAAUAGUUCUAGACAGCGACUAGCACUAGCCCUGUGGUUGGUCACCACGUCUCAGGAGCAGCGCGGUUUUUCUCAGCGUGUGUCGCCAGACAGCCAUUAUUCCCCCCGUGUUGGGGCAGCAUGAAGAUUGCCAUCAGGAAAUCCAAUUUUGGAAAUCAAAAUGCCUUUUUGAAGGCAAAUAAACAAGUCAUUGAAAGUUAGUAAUUUUUGUCAACGCAAGCAAGUAUUCUGUGUUGCAUCCUAGCAAUUUGAAUUUGUCGCACCCGUCUAAUUUACUGAAUGUGGAAUAGCUUCCACAGUGCAUGUUGUCCGUGUAUCUUAAUUCCCCCAAUGUUAGGGCAGCUCAAAGGUUGUAAUUAGCAACCGAUUUUGAACCGCAAAAUGCUUUUUUCAAGGCAAAUAAAAAAAUAAUUGAAGGUUUAUAAUUUUCUGGCAUCAACACAAGCAGACAUUCUGUGCGGGAUGCAAUCAAAUUCUGUUGUAGUUGUCUAAUUUUUACUUUCACUUUAUUUAGUAAACCCCCCACUGUAGGGGCAGCGCAAAGGCUGCGAUCAGCAUAACCGACAUUGAAUAAUUAACUGCCCUGUUAGUACGCAUUCACAAAAGCAGUUAGUUCGACUAUGCAGAGCUAAUAUGAAGUCGAUUCAAUCAAUCAGCAUAAACAGAAUUUCGUCGUCUCCCAGCUGCCAAGUUGCAACAUGAUGCAACACGCAACAGCGAGCAAACGAAAUCGCUUGAUGUUACAAACCGCAAUAAGAUACGGGUUAAAACCGUUGCGUGUGUGAGAGCACCAUCGGUGUUUAUUCGCUAGAUACACUAUCUACUGUCUACUGAACGCAAUAAUCUGCUUACAUGCGAUACGGGGACGGGAACAUUUUCUUCAACCAAGCUGCACAACACGACACAAAACAUGUUAUUUUGUUGCUUCAAUGAGAGUGCUAUCGGUCCGGCUCGACAAGAAAUCAUUUUUGUGCAUCCGUGCUACGAAACUGAGGAAAAACUUUAGAAACUGAAAAAAGAGGUGGAGUUUAUCAAAUGAUCGCUCUGAGCCGGAAUGAAGUCACACAUAUUUUUCAAGUUAUAUCAUUCCACCACGUACGUAAAAUAAUUCAUUCCUAUUUUCAUCCCUAUAUAAGAGCCUUUUUUAGUCGAUGCCGCUCAAAAUAGUUCUGAACAGCGACGACAGCAGUCCUCCCUUAGCAGCAGCGGGAGCGAGCAGUGGGUACCAUCGAUAGCGGAUAGCGGCCACAACUGUGGCAUGGCUAUGCAUAGCGUAGCUGUUGCAGCGGGUAUAUCAGCAUCGAUAGUAGCAGGGUCAGCUGAUGCAACGACACUCCCUUCACUAAAAUGCUGUUUCAGUGUGGUAGCGGGAAGCAUCAGCAGCAGGCUUGCAUGAAGCGAAUACA
Wyeomyia smithii (pitcher-plant mosquito) is the source of this 8670-nucleotide messenger RNA. RefSeq names its product zinc finger BED domain-containing protein 4-like. The coding region runs from base 5390 to 6838 and encodes 482 amino acids. The transcript has 2 exons. Gene Ontology annotation, molecular function: protein dimerization activity. Lineage: Eukaryota; Metazoa; Arthropoda; Insecta; Diptera; Culicidae. The record is from RefSeq and is a predicted model, not a curated record.